AUGGUGACUCCAGCCCAGACGCCUCUCAAGGUUGUGGUGGUUGGAGCUGGUAUGAUCUCUCCCAUUGCUUGCUACAAAGGCCUGGGGCAUCAUGUCGUCCUCCUCGAGUCUACUCCCAAACUUAUGGAAGUCGGAGCUGGCCUCCAGAUUUCCCCGAACAUGCUGAAGAUCCUGGACCGAUGGGGGAUGUCGCCAUCUAUCCACUCGAAUGACGUCGCUCUUGAGCGUAUCCAUGUCCGACGAUGGCAGAACGGUGCCCUCCUCGGUACCAUGCCGGUGAACAAGACCUACGGCCAACAGGUUGUCAUCCACCGGGCGGACCUCCACAAAGCCCUCAUGGACCACGUCCUGGCGCUGACCAAUGUGGAAUUGAAUGUCAACUCGACCGUGACGAAUGUGACGUUCAACCCGGCCUCGGUAACCCUAGCCAAUGGCACUGUGGUAUACGCAGAUGUGGUAAUUGCUGCUGAUGGCAUUAAAUCCACCAUCCGGAACCAUGUCCUAGGUGGUUCCCCCUCCAAACCCAUCCCCACCGGUGACGCGGCAUACCGUAUCGUGCUACCCCGGAGCGCGAUGGAAAAUGACCCCGAGCUUAAGGACCUGGUUAAUGAACCUCAGGCCACGCGCUGGCUAGGCCCAUACCGCCACGUUAUCGCCUACCCCAUUCGGAAGCACGAACUCUUCAACGUUGUCCUGGUGCACCCGGACAGAUGCGACGUGGAAGAGUCCUGGACCACGCGCGGUUCAAAGAAAAAGAUGAAGGAUGAAUACCGCGGAUGGGACCGUCGAGUCACUAAGCUCAUUGACCUAAUCGCUGCUGACGACGUCCUCGAAUGGAAACUCUGUCUGCAUCCUCCUUUGAAAACCUGGAUUCGAGGCUCCGUUGCUCUUAUCGGUGAUGCCUGUCAUCCCAUGCUCCCUUACGUCGCGCAAGGCGCCGCACAAGCCGUCGAAGAUGCCGCCGCAUUAGGCAUCCUCCUUUCAACCAUCACCUCUCGACGAGAGAUCCCUCUAGCCCUACAAGCGUACGAGCGAUCCCGGAAACACCGCGCUGAGAUCGUACAGCAAUCCGGCACGGAGAACCGGAUGACGCUGCAUCUCCCCGAUGGGCCGGAACAACAGGCUCGCGACGAACAGUUCUUAGCCUCGACGCAGGGUGGAUCGAAUCCUGAUCGCUGGUCGGAUCACGAAACGCAGCGGAUCCUAUGGGGAUGGGAUGCGGAGAAAAUGGCCCUGGAGGCAUGGAAUGGCUCUAGAUAUUGA
This is a messenger RNA of Aspergillus tanneri, 1263 nucleotides long. Its product is annotated as putative salicylate hydroxylase. Gene Ontology annotation, biological process: secondary metabolite biosynthetic process. The record is from RefSeq and is a predicted model, not a curated record. The transcript has 7 exons. Bases 1 to 1263 code for a protein of 420 amino acids. Gene Ontology annotation, molecular function: FAD binding; monooxygenase activity. NCBI's taxonomy places the organism in Eukaryota, Fungi, Ascomycota, Eurotiomycetes, Eurotiales, Aspergillaceae.